Messenger RNA from Syngnathoides biaculeatus (alligator pipefish), 4172 nucleotides. RefSeq names its product protocadherin beta-16-like. NCBI's taxonomy places the organism in Eukaryota, Metazoa, Chordata, Actinopteri, Syngnathiformes, Syngnathidae. Gene Ontology annotation, cellular component: plasma membrane. Gene Ontology annotation, molecular function: calcium ion binding. The record is from RefSeq and is a predicted model, not a curated record. Gene Ontology annotation, biological process: homophilic cell-cell adhesion. Bases 107 to 2596 code for a protein of 829 amino acids. The transcript is spliced from 2 exons.
CAACGGACAAUCGUUGAGCUCAAAUAACGCCGAUCUAAUCGGGCCUGGUUUGCUUCUGUCCUAUUUUUUCGUUUACUUCGUUUUAUUGGACUAUUUUUAAUUUCUUAUGGAGUCUAAAAAAAACAUUUCAAUGCGGGGAGGAUUGCGACGGCGACGUGCGGCCUGCCUCUUUGUCUUUUGGUGCUUUUUUCUGAAUGCGACCGAGGCCCAAAUCCGCUACUCAAUUCCCGAGGAGAUGAAAAAAGGCUCGCUGGUGGGAAAUGUGGCCCAAGAUCUCGGUUUGGAUCUGAAAAGACUCCGUUCUGGGCGGGCCCGCAUCGUCACCGGGGAGAGCGUCCAGUACGCCGAGCUGAGGGCGGACAAAGGGCUCCUGGUUGUCCGUGAGAGGAUCGACCGAGAACGGCUGUGUGGAGACGUGACGCCGUGCAGCUUCACCUUCGAGAUUUUGUUGGAAAACCCCAUGGAAUUGCACCCCGUCACCAUCGAGGUGGUGGACGUCAACGACAACGCUCCCACUUUUGAAAAUCAUCAUUUGCGAUUUGAAAUAACUGAAUCUGCUGCACUUGGCUCCCGUUUUAUUUUGGAGAGUGCGUAUGAUGCCGAUGUGGGGACAAACGGUGUGCAAAGUUACAUUUUGACACCGAGUGAUAAUUUUGUGUUAAAGCAACACGUCAGUCCCGGAGGAAGUAAAUAUGCAGAAAUGGUCCUGCAGAAAGCCUUGGACAGGGAACAACAGCCUCGACUUUCACUUAAAUUAGUGGCUGUGGAUGGAGGAAGUCCGCAGAAGUCAGGUACAGUUAAUAUAGAAAUUCAGAUUUUAGACAUUAAUGAUAAUGUUCCUGUAUUUAAUCAAACUCUGUAUAAAGCUAAGGUGAUUGAAAAUGCAGCAAAAGGCACUCCCGUUGUGACUGUGAAUGCCACAGACGCAGAUAGCGGUUCAAAUGGGAAAGUAACAUACACAUUUUCAAAGUCAAAAGCAGGAAAAGUAGAUUUAUUUCACAUUGAUGAGAUGACAGGAUGCAUUUCUGUCAAAAACCAAAUCGAUUAUGAAAAAGACAAAACAAUCGAAUUCAUGGUUGAAGCCAAAGAUCAAGGAGGGCUGAGUGAGUCUACAAAAGUUGAAAUCGAAGUCGUGGAUCUGAAUGACAAUGCCCCCAUCCUCAAUGUGAUGUCCUUCACGAGUCCCAUUUCAGAAGACUCCCCGGCCGGUACCACCAUUGGUAUCAUAAAUGUGAAGGACCAGGAUUCUGGCGACAACGGUCACGUGAGCUGCACGAUCGAAGGCCGCGUGCCAUUUCGGAUGAAGUCCAGCUUGAGAAAUUAUUUCACCUUAAUGACCGACGCCGAUUUCGAUCGUGAAAGUGUGUCCGAAUACAACAUCACAGUUGUUGCGUCCGACGCCGGCUCGCCCCCCCACUCCACCAAGAGAACUUUUCAUUUGAAAGUUUCGGACGUCAACGACAACGCUCCUGCGUUUCCGGUCAGCUUUUAUCAAGCCACCCUCGCCGAAAACAACUCACCGGGUGCUUCUGUGCUGAGAGUUAGUGCCAAAGACCCGGACGAAAACCAGAACGCUCGUGUCUCCUACAUGUUGGAGCCGGGCGAGAUCGGGGGAACUCCCGUGGCCGAAUUUGUGUCCGUCAACGCCCAAAGUGGAAUUAUCAGCGCCCUGCGCUCCUUGGACUACGAGCAAAUCAAGCGUUUGGACUUUGCGGUGCGAGCGCAGGACGGAGGCUCCCCUCCUCUCUUCAGCAACGUGAGCGUGGGCGUCCUGAUCCGGGACCAGAACGACAACGCCCCUCAGGUCCUGUACCCGGUCCAGACGGGCGGCUCGGGGCCGCACGCCGAAAUGGUGCCUCGUUCGGCGGACGCGGGCUACCUGGUGACGAAAGUGGUGGCGGUGGACGUGGACUCUGGCCAGAACGCCUGGCUCUCCUACAAAGUGCAGCAGAAAUCUUCCCCCGACAGGGGGGCGCUGUUUGAAGUGGGCCUCCACAAUGGAGAAAUGCGAACCGUCCGCCAAGUGACCGAUAAAGAUGCCGUCAAACAAAGACUGACCAUCGUAGUGGAGGACAACGGGCAGCCCUCUCGUUCGGCUACGGUGGUGGUUAACGUGGCGCUGGCGGACGGCUUCCCCCAAGUGCUGAGGUCGGAGUUCGCCGACGAGGACGAGCGGGAGGCCGACGAGCGGCUGACUUUUUACCUGGUCUUGGCUUUGGCUGUGGUCUCCUUCCUCUUCGUGGUCUGCUUGCUGCUCAUCAUAUCGGUCAAAGUGUACAGGUGGAGACAGUCUCGCGUCCCGUACGGCUCCAACCUCCCCGUCAUUCCGUAUUAUCCGCCGCGUUACUCCGACACUUUGGGGACGGCGGGGACUCUCCCGCACGUCUACAAUUACGAGGCCUGCGCCACCGCAAAAAGUCACGUGACGAAUACGCAAGCCGUGAGUCAAAGUUUAGUCAGUGUGGAUGGAUCGGACGCUGACGGGCCGCAUGACGUCAAGCAAAUGUCGACUUUGGUGAGUCAAAUUAGUCUGUUUGUUUCAAUUUAUUUUUGUGUGCAUGGUGUGUAUUAUGGAGGAGCCUUGAUCUUAUCUUGAUCCAUAUAUUUCUUUUACUUUUGUGUGGUCAAACCUGAAAGUAAUCAUUCACAGAAAUAGUGCAUCUUCUCGCUUGAAAGGGGAGAUGCAGACUUGGUGGAGGCAGUUCAAAGUACAGGAAACCAUUAAAUUCAUAAGCAAAGAAGAUGUGGAACCCCAAGAGGGCUGACGAGAAGUGAAAGGAAUACACGGACAUUUGAUUUCAGGCAAUGGUAAAGGUUGCAUUAUCGACACCAAAGAAGAAGGAAAGGAUCUCGAGGGGUUGGCCGGACAGAGGGAUGGAGAUGAGCAGAAUGUCCGGCAGGUGAGGGGGAGAUGCAGACUUGGUGGAGGCAGUUCAAAGUACAGGAAACCAUUAAAUUCAUAAGCAAAGAAGAUGUGGAACCCCAAGAGGGCUGACGAGAAGUGAAAGGAAUACACGGACAUUUGAUUUCAGGCAAUGGUAAAGGUUGCAUUAUCGACACCAAAGAAGAAGGAAAGGAUCUCGAGGGGUUGGCCAGACAGAGGGAUGGAGAUGAGCAGAAUGUCCGGCAGGUGAGGGUGAUUAAGGAUGUCGAUGGAAAUGUUGCCAGUAGUGUGUGGAGCACAUGUCAAGAAUACUUUGAGGAGUUGAUAAAUGAGGAAAAAUAGAGAGAAGGAAAAUCAAAUGAGGCAAGUGUCGUGCACCAGAAAGUGGCAAUGAUUAGUAAAGUUGGACUGGGAAAGAUACUGAAUAGGAUGAAAAGCAGGGGAAUGCCUGUGGAGGUAUGGGAGCAAUUUUGACAGUUGGCUCUGGAGUUUUAUUGACCAACUUGUUCAACAGAAUACUAGCGGGUGAGAAGAGGCCUGAGGAAUGAAGACAAAAGCUGCUGGUACCAUUUUUUUUUUUGUUUGUUUUUUUCAAAACAAGAGUGUUGCGCAGGGCUGUGGAAGUUUAGAGGAGGAAAGUUGAUGAGUCUCAAAAUGAAGUUCUUGGAAAGAGUCGUGAAGGCUCGGAUCAGGAAAAAUGUAUUUGUAAGCAACAGUAUUGUUUCGUGCCCAGUUUGAGUACUACAAAUGCAUUGUUUGGCUUGAGAGUGUUGAUGAAGUACAUCGUAGGUCAGAAGGAGCUACGGAGUCAUGCAAAAGCCUGACAGAACCCAGAGAGGAACUUUGGUACUCCAUGCGGAAGUCUAGAGCGGCAAAUAUGAAUUUACCAUGCUCGAAUAAUAAAGGACAUGUAUGAGGUCAUCAGAACAGUGUUGAGGGGUGAGAGAGCAGUGGAAGGUGCAGGCAGGUGUGCAUCAGGGAUUAUACCCAAGCCCCUUCCCGUUUGGAGUGGUGACGGAUGGGAUGACAGGUGAGGUUGGAGUGGAAUCGUCAUGGACGAUGAUGUUCAGAGAUGAGAUUGCGAGUUGCAGUGAAAGCAGGAAGCAGUUGGAGGAACAAUUGGGAGAGUGAAGAUUAAUACAUUAUGUUUACUUUCCAUUUUGUGCAGCAGCAAUACUGAUGAUGUAGUGCUACACACGCCUGCCUUUGGUGCGAGCAGCGUGGGAUCGAUUCCCGCUCAGUGAUGGUGUCGACAUGUGCCCUGCGACUCGCUGCCGACCGGUUCAUG